Molecule: messenger RNA, 1743 nt
Organism: Epithele typhae
Lineage: Eukaryota; Fungi; Basidiomycota; Agaricomycetes; Polyporales; Epitheliaceae
Exons: 2
Coding region: 1-1743 (580 amino acids)
Source: RefSeq, a predicted model, not a curated record
AUGAAGACUCCGUCGACUUCCCUAUCACCACCACCGAUACGGCCAAAGGCUAAAGUCAACAGCAGCGCCACGAUACAGACACGUAAAGUCGGCGGUAUUGUCACCGUCUCACCCUCAGUAAGAAACAGCCCCGCACUCCCUCGUCCAACCUCACCCUUCAAGCCUCCAUCGCGUGUCGGGAAUGCCACCCCCGUUAAUGGAGCAGCAGUAAAGGCACGACUUACUCCACGCCCAAAUGGUAACACUGCGACGUCCCCGCUCUCGGAGACCCGGCAGCGCGCUCUCACUGCCGGCAUACCAGGUAGUUCCAACUUCUCUCGACAACGGCGGAUAAGUACGUCCUCUGCACAACUUCUCGGCUCUGCAAGUGCACGCUCGUCCCCAUCUCGGCCACCGGCAUCGCUACCAGACGAGAACACACCGGCAUCGAACGUGGGUGGGGUCCGCGUGAAGGCCAAGAUCUCCCGAGUGGCCGACCCCAGUUCGAACAAGUCGCCCCCGCUCCCCGCGUCGCCGCACCUCACGAAUCGCCCGGCGCGCGUUCCAUCCAUCUCCAACCUUUCCCUCUCCCCCCCAAUCACUCCCAGUACAAGCGCGGGCCACAGCCCGUCGUCGGCGGGCGCGUUCUCGCCAAUCAUUCCCGCGCCGCGAUUCGGCAGCACCAGGGAGACGAAGCACCAGUCCUUCCAGCCCAUAGCGCAAGCAUUCCAGCGGUUUUCCCCCAACGACGACUCCGCCGUGAACUAUGGCAUCACUCAUAACAAAUUCGCGGCGAAAGUGGACCCUCUUCAGAUCCCGCUCCCUCCAUUAUCUCCCCCCACGUCCACCUUGUCAUUUUCUUCUCGCUCGUCCGCCUCGCUCUCUUCCCAUGAUACCCGCGACUCAGCCGCCAGCAGGAGCACCGCACCAACGCUACACUCCACCAUGAACGGGAAAGGACACGCUAGGACCGGGAGCCAUGCAUCACAGCCGCGGUCAAGUUUAGAUGGCUUGGGCAUGCGCAGUGACCCAAUGAGUCGCGAAGUGUCAAUCAACAGUGAACAGUACUCAGACGAGAACGAUGAGGACGACUCGUUCUCCGACGACCAUGUUGUGGUAGAUGAGGAGCGGAAGAUGAAGGCGGAGGCGAAGUCCAAUCGGAAGAUCGCAGACUUGGAGAUCACAAACCGCUCCCUGCUUGCCAUCAACUCAACACUGGAAGCUGCAAAGCAUCGUCAGGCGAAAGAGAUCCGAGAGCUCCGACGCAAGCUGCGCGAGUCGCGUCUCAUCCUUCCGCCACCCGCAUAUCGAGCUGUCAAGUCUUCCCUUACAUACGACGAUACAGCCGAGGAUGAAGAUGAAGACGACGACGAAGAUGAAGACGAAGUCAUCAAUCAGGGCAUCGUCGAAGGCAAGGCAGACGAGGCGUAUCGCCGUGUGAAGCUCAUGAUCGACGGCCUACUCGACUCUGGGCGUCGUGCGCUCGAAUCCAAGCCAGAAGACUUCGUGGGUACCGGCAUAAGCGGCGCGAAGGUCCUCACCGAGGAAGAGGUCCGCGAUUGGCGCGGCGACGACUCCAUGCUCGAUAUCGAUGCAGACACUAUCAGCCUCCAUAGCUCCCGGCCUCUCACGCCUUCACGGAUCGCUGUCCCGAACGACGACGGUGGCCUUGGGAGUGAGGACGAGGUCGAGGUGUCCUUGUUUGAGCCUGACAUUCCACCUCUCGACCCACUCCCACCCAUCACUGUUACUUCGCCCCACUAA